AUGGCACAGGAUGCCUAUGUGCAGGGCUCAUGGGGCAGAGGCCCCGACUUUCCACAUGGUCCUGCACGCGCAAACCUCAUGGUGGAGCCUAUGCAGACAGUGUUCACGAAAAAGGUGAACUGGGAGGUGCGGUCCCGUGCAGGGGCGCCGCAGGCCAUUGAGCGCUGGGCCGCAAGCGUGCCUUCGCGGCGGGUGCCGUUUGCAACGCUGGGCCACCGUGUCACCGGGGAGUUUGCUCUCCCCUCUUUACAAGCCGAGACGAGGUCGCACCUCGUGCGGGCUGCCUCGGCUCCGCAGCUCGACCUAAGUCUCAUCAUGCGAGAGCGGCGGCAGGCACACACAAGGCAGCGAGCGGAGCAAGCUCUUCAUGUCUACAAAAUCUCCAGUUUGUCAGCAUCGGCUGAAGGAUGUGCGGAGCCAUAG
Molecule: messenger RNA, 423 nt
Organism: Symbiodinium pilosum
Lineage: Eukaryota; Dinophyceae; Suessiales; Symbiodiniaceae
Source: the annotation of a GenBank genome assembly